Molecule: messenger RNA, 1387 nt
Organism: Propithecus coquereli (Coquerel's sifaka)
Lineage: Eukaryota; Metazoa; Chordata; Mammalia; Primates; Indriidae
Gene: ACADSB
Product: acyl-CoA dehydrogenase, short/branched chain
Exons: 12
Coding region: 39-1337 (432 amino acids)
Cellular component (GO): mitochondrion
Molecular function (GO): acyl-CoA dehydrogenase activity; flavin adenine dinucleotide binding
Source: RefSeq, a predicted model, not a curated record
GAGCGCAGGAGAGAGUAGCGACCUGGCCGGUAGCAAGGAUGCAGGGUUUGGCGGUUCGGCUGCUGCGCAGCAGCGGGCUGCUAAGAAGAAAUUUCCCAACGUGCCUGUCUUCGUGGAAAAUUCCUCCUCAUGUCGUAAGAUCUUCCCAGUCGGAAGCUCUACUUGAUAUGACAAAUAACGGACUACCAUUUGCCCCGCUGCAAACAUUUACAGAUGAGCAAAUAACAAUAAAGAGCUCAGUUAAAAAAUUUGCACAAGAACAAAUUGCUCCUUUGGUUUCAACCAUGGAUGAAAAUUCGAAAAUGGAGAAGUCAAUAAUACAAGGAUUAUUUCAACAAGGGCUGAUGGGUAUUGAAAUUGACCCAAAAUAUGGAGGUACGGGAGCUUCGUUUUUUUCCGCUAUCCUAGUGAUAGAGGAAUUAGCCAAAGUCGAUGCAUCGGUGGCUCUCCUUUGUGACCUCCAGAACACAGUAAUUAACAAAAUGAUUACAGAACAUGGAACAGAAGAACAGAAGGCCACCUAUUUACCUGAGCUGGCUACAGAAAAAAUAGGAAGUUUCUGCCUUUCAGAGGCUGGAGCAGGUAGCGACUCAUUUUCUCUGAAGACAAGAGCCAAUAAAAAGGGAAACUAUUAUGUCAUCAAUGGGUCCAAGAUGUGGAUCAGCAGUGCUGCACAUGCAGAUCUGUUCCUGGUGAUGGCGAAUGUAGACCCUAGCAUUGGAUAUAAAGGAAUUACCUGCUUCUUAGUAGAUCGUGAUACUGCAGGCCUUCACGUAGGGAAAACGGAAAACAAACUGGGGAUCAGAGCUUCUUCCACGUGCCCGUUAACAUUUGAAGGUGUCAAGGUUCCAGAAACCAAUAUCUUGGGACAAAUUGGACAUGGCUACAAGUAUGCCAUAGGGGCCCUCAAUAAAGGUAGAAUAGGAAUAGCUGCGCAGAUGCUGGGACUGGCCCAAGGAUGUUUUGACUACACUAUUCCAUAUAUUAAAGAAAGAGCACAAUUUGGCAAAAGAGUAUUUGACUUUCAGGGGCUACAACACCAAGUGGCUCUCGUGGCCACCCAGCUGGAAGCUGCAAGAUUGCUAACAUACAACGCAGCUAGGCUUGUAGAAGCUGGAAGGCCAUUCAUAAAAGAAGCAUCUAUGGCCAAAUACUAUGCAUCAGAGAUUGCAGGGCUGACAACUAGUAAAUGUAUCGAGUGGAUGGGAGGAGUAGGUUUCAUCAAAGAUUACCCUGUGGAAAAAUACUUCCGAGAUGCAAAGAUUGGUGCAAUAUAUGAAGGAACUUCCAAUAUUCAGCUGAACACCAUUGCGAAGCUCAUCGAUAUGGAAUACUGACAUCCCUAGGAAUGCAACUUCUGGGUCGCUUGUUUAUGCCAGCAGCGAAG